AUGGCACUUGCCAUAUCAACCCUUCUCUUCCUUUUGUUCACCAUAUCAUCUGCCUUGGACAAGUCAAUCCUAAACUAUAAUGACAAUCACCUAGACCAUGAUCAAUCAAGCUGGAGAAGCGAUGAUGAGGUGAUGAGUAUAUACAAAUGGUGGCUUGCAAAACAUGGUAAAGCAUACAACAAGCUAGGAGAGAAAGCUAAGAGGUUUGAAAUCUUUAAGAACAAUUUGAGGUUCAUUGAUGAACAUAACUCCCAAAACCAUACGUACAAAGUUGGGUUGACUAAGUUUGCUGAUCUUACCAACCAAGAGUACCGUGCCAUGUUUUUGGGCACGAGGAGUGAUCCUAAGCGUAGAUUAAUGAAGUCUAGAAACCCGAGUGAAAGGUACGCUUUCAAGGCUAGUGACAAGCUGCCAGAAUCCGUGGAUUGGAGAGCAAAAGGAGCAGUUAAUCCGAUCAAAGAUCAAGGAAGUUGUG
Molecule: messenger RNA, 475 nt
Organism: Dovyalis caffra
Lineage: Eukaryota; Viridiplantae; Streptophyta; Magnoliopsida; Malpighiales; Salicaceae
Source: the annotation of a GenBank genome assembly